Molecule: messenger RNA, 1972 nt
Organism: Salvelinus sp. IW2-2015
Lineage: Eukaryota; Metazoa; Chordata; Actinopteri; Salmoniformes; Salmonidae
Product: leucine-rich repeat-containing protein 58
Molecular function (GO): protein binding
Source: RefSeq, a predicted model, not a curated record
GAAUUUGAUGCCAAUGUGACAGCUGUGCGUGUACGGUCUGUGGUGUGACUGCGGUCUGUAUUUAAUGGACAUUUAUUUGCAGAUUAGCAGAAUGCGUAGAGAGGCUUUAUACGGUCGUGACCAGUGCUGAACGAACUUAUACUUUCUAAAAUAACAUUUAAUUCAUUCAUAUGUUUGAACUAGCUGGAUAGCAAUUGGCAUUGAAUAUGGAGCUGUUUGCAACAGUUGAUCAGGGGGGUUGCAUUUUGGACAUGUCCCAUCUGAAUCUGGAGAGCUUAAAUUUGGACACUGUCGGUGACGAACGGAGGAGAGUGACCCAACAACUCUACCUGUAUAACAACCGACUGACAGUGUUUCCUGCUUCGGUAUGUCUAUUCUCCAAAUUGGAAGUUCUGGAUAUAAGCAACAAUGGAUUAACGGAUCUCUCUGAGGACAUUCAACGUUUGUCAAACCUCAAAACACUCAUAGCCAAGAACAACCGUUUGAACGAAUUUUCGUUCCCAAAGGAGUUUGGGUCCAUGCAGAUAGACACAUUGAACUUCAGUGGGAACAUAUUUGAAGAGGUGCCCAUUCAGUUUCUAAAACUCCAGCGAUUAAAAUAUCUGUCUCUUGGGGGUAACAGACUCAAAGCUAUCCCCGCAGAGAUAGAAAAUGUUACCAGUCUGGAGAUGCUUUAUUUGGGUGGGAACCUCAUCACCUCCAUCCCACCAGAGCUGGCCAGCCUUCGCGGUCUCAGAUACUUGGUCCUUUGUGACAACCGGAUACAAAGUGUACCCCCCCAACUCACCAGACUCUACUCCCUGCGCUGCCUCAGUCUCCAUAACAACCUACUCACCUACCUACCGCGUGAGAUCCUCAGCCUGGUGCACCUGCAGGAGCUCAGUCUCCGUGGCAACCCCCUGGUGGUCCGCUUCAUCAAGGACAUGACUUACGACCCUCCCUCCCUGUUGGAGCUGGCCGGACGGACCAUCAAGUCCUGCAACUUACCCUACCCCCCCAAUUACCUGCCUGGAAACCUGGUGCACUACCUGGACCUGGCCAGCAAGUGUCCCAACCCUAAAUGUACUGGUGUGUACUUUGACUCGUGUGUGAGGCACAUCAAGUUUGUGGACUUCUGCGGGAAGUAUCGGCUACCCUUCAUGCACUACCUGUGCUCCCCAGAAUGCACCUCUCCCUGCAGCUCCAACCCGCAGAGCGACGCUGAGUCGGAGGACGAGAAGUGCGUGUCGGCCAACAGGCUGCAGAGAGUGCUUCUGGGAUAGAAGAAAGUGGAAAGUGAAAGGACCUCGAGGUCACUGACACACAUACUGGAUGAUGGACAGUUUCCAUGACUCCCAACUGACCUGACUAACCCAACUUCUCCUGUGCCAAACACGAUAAACACUGACACUGAGCUGUUGACUUCCAAUAGAGUGCCACUUUCAACAUGAGAUGUAGGAUUCCUCAAAGACUGAUUGUGAAGUAAAUUAACCACAGUAUAUAAUUGAUUUUUUGAGCCAGAGUGUUUUAAACAUCUAACUGAAGCUUAUGGAGGACUGAUUUUGUUGUAGAGCACUCAUCAAAUGUAUUUUCAUGUAGAUCCUCAGUUUGUAGUUUCUGUGUUAACAUGAAGGGAUGAAUGGAUUGUAUGUAAAAAUGGAUUUUCUUUACAAUAUAGAUUCAGAAACGCAGAAUGUGUUCCAUGUCUUUUUUUUAAUCACCUUUCUUAACAGUUACCCUUUAAUCGUCAUACUUCUGUUGACACUUUGGCUGCUCGCACAUGCAGUCCUAAUAUAGAGUAGUCUCUGUCGCCUGUAGCAUUUACACACCUUCCCUUCCCAUUAAUGCCUUCCCUUAUCUCACAAAACAACAUUUUGUGUUGUUACAAACCAAGGGGAAAUCUCUUGCUCAAAGAGACUAAUCCAGAGCUUGUACUGUGAAUUAAAUGUUUUACAUUGGUUUGAUUAUUUUAAAUUAAAAAUGUAUUUGAAUA